AUGGCGGGCGACACCGAAGAGGAAACUGAAUUCGGCUUCCAAUGGGACGAAAGUUCUCAGCUCUACUACCAUGCCAGUACUGGAUUUUACCACGACCCACAAGCAGGUUGGUAUUAUAGCACCAGAGACCAGCUUUAUUACAAAUUCGAAGAUGGAAAAUAUGUGCUUCAUGAGUGUAAUCAGACAGACUUGUCGGCUUGUAAUGCCACCGAACAAUCAGAUUAUCCGCCGCCACCAUCAGAAUGGCUAGAAGACACUCUUAUUGAGAUGUAUUUGUCAGGCUAUUCGAAUCAAACAACCUAUGAAGCUGAGAAUAAUGACAUUGAUAAUCCAAGUGUUCAAGAGAAUGGAGAUAAUGAUAGCGAUGAACUGGAAGAAGGCGAAUGGGUCCCUGAUGACCCUGAUUUCUGGAAAAAUUUUAGUGAGAAAGUCCUAGCUAAAGGUGUAACUGAGGAAGAAGAAAACUGGCGAGCCCAAUAUGGGCAAGUGAGUAGUAGUAGAUCAGACGAGGAGUGGGUUUCGGAUUUGCAAACGGUGGAUUUAUGGGAUUGGGGUUUGGUUAGAGGGACCAAAAAAGGUGGGAAAACAGAGGUGGCUCGACUUGUUGGCAGAUUAAACAAGAGUUCUAGCAAACUUCAUCCUUCAGUGCCUUCGGGUGGUGGUAUAUUGAAAAGUGCACCAGUGUGUGAAGUGUACUUUGAUAUGGUACGAGUGACUUCAGGUCGGAUAUACCGAUUGAGGACUCCCAGCUCGAAAUAUUUGGCAUCUUUAUCGGCUUAUGAAGCUUCCAACCCAACUAAAGACUGGAGCUUUCCCCAAUUAUCCUUGAAAGAUCAUACACAGAAAUUAUCCGAAUCUCAAAACUCUGAAGGUCUUGCUGCUCAGAAGGACAAAUCUUCUUCUUCAGCAAAGCUGGUCCAAUCCAAUAAAGAUCAUAUAUAUCGAGAUAGAGCUGCCGAGAGAAGAGCUCUGCACGGUGGAUUUGGCGUGGGCCCUGGACAGAAGAACUCAACCGAAGCUUCAGAUUCUGUCCCGUCAUAUUCUGCUUCACAACGUGAUGUGGCGGAAGCUGAGGCAUUGAAUUUCUCAUUCGGGACAGGAAGUUACGCCAGGAAGAUUCUAGAAGGCAUGGGAUGGAAGGAGGGGGAGGCUCUUGGCUCGAGCAUGAAGGGUUUGAUUGAACCUCUACAGGCGACUGGAAACAAAGGAACUGCCGGUUUAGGCUUCACUAAUGGCUGCAGAAAGUGA
Messenger RNA from Striga hermonthica, 1248 nucleotides. Lineage: Eukaryota; Viridiplantae; Streptophyta; Magnoliopsida; Lamiales; Orobanchaceae. The record is from the annotation of a GenBank genome assembly.